Messenger RNA from Trematomus bernacchii (emerald rockcod), 3715 nucleotides. RefSeq names its product potassium voltage-gated channel, subfamily H (eag-related), member 4a (gene kcnh4a). The transcript is spliced from 16 exons. Gene Ontology annotation, biological process: regulation of membrane potential; potassium ion transmembrane transport. Gene Ontology annotation, molecular function: voltage-gated potassium channel activity. Gene Ontology annotation, cellular component: membrane. The coding region runs from base 1 to 3519 and encodes 1172 amino acids. The record is from RefSeq and is a predicted model, not a curated record. NCBI's taxonomy places the organism in Eukaryota, Metazoa, Chordata, Actinopteri, Perciformes, Nototheniidae.
AUGCCUGUGAUGAAGGGCCUCCUUGCUCCACAAAACACCUUCUUGGAAACCAUCGCAAACCACUUUGAUGGCACUCACAGUAACUUUUUACUGGGGAAUGCUCAGGGUCGCCAUGGUCACCCCAUCGUGUACUGCUCUGACGGGUUUUGUGAGCUGACCGGAUUUGUUCGGACCGAGGUGAUGCAGAAAACUUGCACCUGCCGCUUCCUCCAUGGAGCAGAGACCAUUGAGAGCGUGAUCCAGCAGGUAGACAAAGCUCUGGAGGGCCAGCAGGAGUACCAGGGAGAGGUCUGCUUCUAUAGGAAAAACGGAAUUCCAUUUUGGUGCCUCCUGGAUAUUGUGCCGAUUAAAAAUGAGAAAGGUGAGAUGGUGCUGUUCCUCUUGUCCUUCAAAGAUGUCAGUGAAUCAUACGGGAAGAGACAUCACUACAACCAAGGAGACGGUAUGUCAGAGGACGCUCAGCAGAGCAGGAAAAGCAAUCGAUCGCACUUUUCUCAAGCUCACGAGAGGGGGAGGAAUAUUCUGCAGCACCUUAGCAACCUGUUCUCUAAGAGGGGCCAGAGGAAGCUGACCAAUAGUGUGUUUCAGAAACCGUCCCUGCCCGAGUACAAGGUGGCGGCUGUGAAGAAGUCCCGUUUGAUCCUGCUGCACUACAGCGUGUCCAAGGCCUUGUGGGACUGGCUCAUCCUGCUGGCCACCUUCUACGUGGCCGUGGCCGUGCCGUAUGACAUCUGCUUUGUUAGCCACGAUGAGGGCAGCAGCUACCACUCCCUGGUCAGCCGCAGCACUAUGGGCAGUGACAUCGCAGUGGAGAUGCUCUUCAUCCUUGACAUAAUCCUAAAUUUUCGGACGACCUAUGUGAGUCAGUCCGGUCAGGUAGUGUACGACGCCCGCUCCAUCUUCCUCCAUUACUGCACCACUUGGUUCUUUGUGGAUCUGAUCGCGGCGUUACCCUUCGACCUUCUCUAUGCUUUCAACAUCACAGUGACCUCGCUGGUGCACUUGUUGAAGACGGUUCGUCUUCUGCGUCUGCUGCGCCUGCUUCAGAAGCUGGACCGAUACUCCCAGUACAGCGCGGUGGUCCUGACCCUGCUCAUGUCUGUGUUUGCUCUGCUGGCUCACUGGAUGGCUUGUGUCUGGUACAUCAUCGGACGCAAGGAGAUAGAAAGCAGUAACCCCGUAACCUGGGAAAUAGGCUGGCUUCAGGAGUUGGGAAAACGUUUGGAGACACCAUACUUCAACCGCACCUUGGGGGGUCCCUCCAUCCCUAGCGCCUACAUCGCCUCUCUCUACUUCACCCUCAGUAGCCUCACCAGUGUCGGAUUUGGCAACGUGUGUGCCAAUACGGACGCUGAGAAGAUCUUCUCCAUCUGCAUAAUGCUCAUGGGUGCCUUGAUGCAUGCAGUGGUCUUCGGCAAUGUGACAGCCAUCAUCCAGCGCAUGUACUCACGGCGCUCUCUCUACCACACCCGGAUGAAAGAUCUGAAGGACUUCAACCGUGUGCAUCGGCUGCCUCAGCUGCUGAAGCAGAGGAUGCUGGAGUACUUUCAGGCAACCUGGUCCGUCAAUAAUGGCAUCAACGCCAAUGAGCUGCUGCAUGACUUCCCAGAUGAACUGCGAGCUGACAUCGCCAUGCAUCUGAACAAGGACAUCCUGCAGCUGCCUGUGUUUGAGCGCGCCAGCAGAGGGUGCCUGCGCUCCCUGUCCCUGCACGUCAAGACUUCUUUCUGUGCACCUGGGGAAUACCUCAUACGCCACGGAGACGCCCUGCAGGCCAAUUAUUUUGUCUGCUCUGGCUCCCUGGAGGUUCUAAAAGAUGGCAUGGUUCUGGCCAUCCUGGGAAAAGGUGAUCUCAUUGGCUCUGACCUCCCGGAUCGUGACCAGGUGAUUAAGACCAAUGCAGACGUGAAGGCGCUGACCUACUGUGACCUGCAGUACAUCAGUGUUAAGGCUCUGAGGGAGGUCCUCCUGCUCUAUCCAGAGUACGGCAGCCGGUUCAGCUCUGACAUCAACAACAACCUCACCUACAACCUGAGAGAGGGCAGUGAAGCUGACGGAGUAACAAAGCUUGCAUGGUCUUCAAGGCUUUCUCAGGGUCAUGCUAUGGACCAUAAACUGCCCUAUAUUGUUGAGGCAGAUGAUGGUGACCGUGGAGAAGACUUGAGGCACUAUCAGCAGAGGAAAGUGCCCCUGUUACAUGGAGCAGGCAGCCCUGUGCGUCAGCCCUGCCUCAGCACCAUGUUAGGGGAUGAGCUCCGCCACAUCAGUGCACUCCGCAACUGUGGCUCCCCUGUUCAGGGCGGUAGAAGCCACAGCCCCUUUCAUCAGUCAUUCACCAAUCAGGAGCUCUCUCCUUCUCCUGUGCCCAGUCUUGGCAGCGACCAGUCCUUCAACCAGCGGCCUGCCGAUCUACUAAUGCCAUCCUUGAGCUGUGUUAGCCCACCUAGCCUUAGCCCCAGGGUCGUGGAUGGAAUUGAGGACAAUGGUCACACAUUUCAAUUUAAUGUAGAACAGAGGGAGACAAAGACUAAUAUAACAGACCAGUUCCAAGUGAGUGCUCACCUGCUUCUGGAGACAGAGGAAGUGAGACAGAACAUCAGCAAACUGAACAAAGAGGUGAGCAACCUGAACCACGAAGUGUCCAACCUGGCCAAGGAGCUCCACGACAUAAUGCAUUUCCUACAGUCUCAUAUGUCCAUGCAGCAUGCACCUCAUGCCUCUUAUGGCAUACAAAUGGUUCCCAGUCCUAGUGUGAGUGCUUCCAGCAACUGGCAGCCCCACGUCCCUUUAAAUAUUGCCACCGGUCUGCACCUCCACCAUGAAGCAAUUAGUCACCCUGCCAGAAAUGUGUUGGGCUGCAGUGGUAUUCCCUCUCAGGGUAGAAGUCCAACUUUGCUGCACUCUUCCAUCCCUGUGUCCUCCUGUGUACACCUGUGCUGCUCUGACAGGGAAACUUCAAGAACAACUCCAAACUCUCCCUACACGACCCACCCACAUCCAUCCCUCCUAGGCCACAGCCCUUCCUUCAGUAGCUUCCCUGUGGUUUGUCAGGCUCCACAGGUCCAAUACAAUGCCUCUAUUACAACAAUGAGCAACACACACCCUCUGUGUUCCUCUGUGAAUUCUGGCUUCUCCCAUCCAUCUCUGGAUGUUCAAACCAACUCUGGUCCCACACAAAAUCAGACACCCAUCCAUUCCUCCAUGUAUAACACUGGCCGGCUGCAGUAUCACUCUACCUUCAGCACUCUCACUCCGUCAGUCCACUCUUCAACAUGCACAGGGCACAGCCAGUGCCACCAGGGCUCUGUCAAUGGCCCAAGGCAAAAUGACCUAGUUGGAUCCAGCCCUACCCACCUCCCACAGGACCCUCCUUGUUCUCUGACGGGGCCGGAAACAGACAGAGACUGCAGAGCUUCACUGUACCAAGAGAGGACGAACAAUAUUGAAUCUCAGGAUAUGAGUUGCAGUUCUCCAACUGUAGAAGUGCAAUCACCUCUCUUGGAUGUAGAGGACAUAUAAAGCCCAUACUGGUGACCUCACUAUCUUCUGUUAAUCUGUUAUAAUGAUGACUUAAUUCUUCCUUCAGAUACCAUCAAAUAAAAUGCUCCCUGCUGCUCCCUCCACCAAGACAUGCACCACACACUUUCUCUUUAGGGUUUAAUGGUACUAUUUGGAUAUAUGUUAGCAGGUUCACUAGUAAAGCAUUAGCAAGAGA